AUUCCUAAACAUUUCCUUUAUUUCCAGUCUGGAAGAAUCAUUGAAGCACAAGAUAGUGACGUCAGUCAAGAACUGGAUAACCAGUCUUCAGCAGGAUCUGCGGUGAAUCGAAGAUAUGUCUUGCCAAGUGGAAGAAUCAUGCCAAACACAAUUUUUGUUGGUGGAAUUGAUUUUGAGAUGGGUGAAGAUGAAAUGCGAGGCUUCUUUACAAGAUAUGGUGCUGUGAAACAGGUUAAAAUAAUCAGUGAUGGAGGUGGAGUUUCAAGAGGAUAUGGCUUUGUUUCAUUUCACAAUGAUGUGGAUAUACAAAAGAUUAUUUCUGAAUCACAGAUUAACUUCAAAGGGAAAAAAUUGAAGAUAGGACCUGCAAUCAGGAAGCAACAGGAUUCAUAUCCAAUUCAUUUGGUCCAGGCAAGACCAGCUCCCCUUAUUACAUCGCCAGCUCCAUGUGUGUGUCAAAACACGGACACCUAUUUUCCAUCUCCUGGAUUCCCUGGGUCAGCCCUUCAAUAUGUACAGGCAAGUUAAAGAGAUGUAUUAUGUGAACAUUUUUAUUUUAAAAAAAAAAUCUUACUAUAUAAAUUUUCACUCUUCGCAAUAAACCUGCAUGUUCUCGCGAUCGGGAGGAUGUAGAAAAUUAAGGGUAGUCAAGUGUCUCAGCAGCAUUUGUUUGAUAUUUUAUGAUCAUAUUUCUUUUGCAUUUUAAGAACGUAAGGGACCAGUGGUAUACAUUGACACCCUAUGAAUUCAAUCAAUCAAUUCAAUGAAUUCAAUCAAUCUUGCUCAGUAUUUGGGUAGAAAUAUUGUCGUCUUCUGUUUAUACCAGUGUACUGGUCAGCUGCAAUUAUUUACAAUGAGAAGUGCAGAAAUUCCAGGAUAAAGGUGGAAAAACACGAAAAUGCUGUGUCAUAGUAUGGUACUUUAUUUGUCGCAUGUACGAAAGUAGCAAAAUUCAUUUUUAUAUACAAUUCAAUACAGGUAUCACUAUAUGUGAGCCCUUAGAUUCAUGUUAGAUGAGCCUCAGAUACAGUACAAGUGUAUAGCAGUAGUACUCUGAGUGUAUACAGAGUCACCAGAUUGGCGGCAUUUUCAAGUCCCUGUUGUAAGUGCAGGGAUCUUGAUCUGACCAUGAAGGCCUGUUGUGCUGGCGGCGUUGCAGGGUCGGCCUCGCCAGCGACCCACCCCCCCCUUACGAGGCACUGCAAUUCCUCCCGCAGCUGGUCUGCUAAUAGGUCCUGCAGGUGGGUUCCCAUGGAUCAUCGAUCUGCGGCGGGCCUUCGGGGUGGGUUCCGUUCUGCAGCGCGGAUCUUCCGUCCAUGGCAGGUGAGUCCCUGAUCUGCAGCGGGCUGGACCUACUAGGCGGGCUCUACUCUGCUCUGCGCCGUGGGUACACCGCUGGGACUGGUGUCGGGCCUAUCAGGCAAGUCCCCGGUCUCCGGUGGCGAGUCGGGGCUUCGGUAUACGGGCCAAGGCACUUCUCGGGUUAUUUUCGCCCAGUCCAUUGCUUGCAUCGGAUGUCUAUGAAUGCUUUGUAGUACAUGCAGACAAUUUGCAGAUGUUAUUGUGUGCACCAUUCUAGACAAUUUAAUAAUCCAUAGACAGCAGGUAGUGCCAGCAGAUGCUGGUGUCAAGGAGAUCUGGAGGUUCUAUGGCUGUAGAAUUUACAGGGGGAAUUGAGACGUGCAAAGUCUGAAGUAGAAAUGUAGCAUUGUUUGAACUAUGGGGGGGUAGGGGGAAGAAAGAGUCAUGAGCCUGCUGAAUCGUAUGCAAAGCACAUUAUUGGAGCAACAUCUGCAGAAGGAAAUGGACAGUUAAAGUUUUAUGUUGAGACCAUUCGUCUGGACUUGAUGAGUAUAGACUAGGUAGCCAUCGACUUUUUGUUUCCCUGCAACUGGUAGUCUGGCGAGAACA
Leucoraja erinaceus (little skate) is the source of this 1911-nucleotide messenger RNA. RefSeq names its product deleted in azoospermia-like (gene dazl). Gene Ontology annotation, molecular function: RNA binding. Lineage: Eukaryota; Metazoa; Chordata; Chondrichthyes; Rajiformes; Rajidae. The transcript has 5 exons. The record is from RefSeq and is a predicted model, not a curated record. The annotation marks the transcript as partial.